Molecule: messenger RNA, 1340 nt
Organism: Calliphora vicina (urban bluebottle blowfly)
Lineage: Eukaryota; Metazoa; Arthropoda; Insecta; Diptera; Calliphoridae
Gene: Tsp26A
Product: Tetraspanin 26A
Exons: 7
Coding region: 177-1115 (312 amino acids)
Cellular component (GO): plasma membrane
Source: RefSeq, a predicted model, not a curated record
AAUUUUUUUAUUUUCCAAUCGGAUAUUUAUUUUACUAUAAUUUCAUUCAUUGCAAAAAUAUCGAAUUUUUCAAGGUUUUCUCUAAAAGCCUAAAGUAAUUUAAGUGCAUUUAAAGAAUCUCAUUAAGAUUAUUUAGAAAAUAAACUAAACAUUUAAUAAAGUGAAGGAAAAGAAAUAUGCCCGUUCGAAAAUAUCGCCAUGAAACUCGAGAAGUAAAUUGUUGCAUGAAAUAUGUAUUGUUUAUUUGCAAUACAUUGUUAUGGAUGACUGGUUUAAUUAUUUUGGCAGCUGGCAUUUGGGCAUGGAAUGAAAAAGACACUUUUAGUAAUUUAAACAAGUUGACCCUGCUGGUAUUAGAUCCAGCCUUUGUACUAAUAUGCAUUGGUAGCUGUGCAUUUCUAAUUGGUUUUACGGGGAGUGUAGGAGCCCUGCGUGAAAAUACAUGUCUAUUAGGAACUUUUAUUUUACUAGUGUGUGUUUUGCUGGUAGUAGAAGUUUGUUUUGGUGUAAUGUAUCUUGUACUGAAAGAUAAAGGCUGGAUAAAAGAUCAAGCCACCGAGGGACUGCGCGCAUUUAUUAUACACUAUCGGGAAGAUCCCGAUCAACAGAAUCUCAUCGAUUGGAUACAAGAAGACUGGCUGCAGUGUUGCGGCAUUGAUGGUCCCAAAGAUUGGGACAGUAAUAAUUAUUUCAAUUGUUCCUCUUAUGCCAUUGGCAGCCGAGAGGCUUGUGGCGUACCAUUCUCGUGUUGUCGUCGACAAUCACAUGAAUUAAUUAAAAACAAACAAUGCGGUUAUGAUGUACGCAAAGAGGGCUACCCAGUAGAUAGACACAUUUAUGAACGUGGUUGUUUGCGGGCUGGUGAAGAGUAUUUGGAGACUCACAUUGUGUCUGUAUGGAUCUACAUAAUGCUAACAAUAUUUUGGCAGAGUUUUGAAAUUUCGAAAAUUAUUUAUGAAAAAGGCUGUGUUCAAGCGGGUGAAGAAUGGAUGGAAAGAAAUCUUAUUAUAAUAUCAACCAGUGCUAUUAUAACAAUUUUCUUUCAGAUAUUAUUUAUAAUUUUUACCCAAAAUCUACGCGCUGAAGUAAAUGCUCAAAAAUCAAAAUGGCACUGACAAUUGCCCACAGCCCCUUAAGAAAGGCUGGUUGCUGUUUAAGUGGGUGAAAAUGGACAUAUAUGAAUCGCAAUUGAAAAUGAAUCUUAUGAUUAGUCAACUAAUUCCAUGACACUGGUUGAAUAUCAUGGUAUUGUAUGUAUUUGGACAGCUGGAAUGGAUAUUGCCUGUUAAAUAUGUAUGUAAGCUAAAAUUAAAUUUAUAAAACACACAAAAAACCAACAA